Molecule: messenger RNA, 267 nt
Organism: Dovyalis caffra
Lineage: Eukaryota; Viridiplantae; Streptophyta; Magnoliopsida; Malpighiales; Salicaceae
Source: the annotation of a GenBank genome assembly
AUGUAUCGAGGGAGGUAUGUGUUUCCUUCUGAAGCUCAAACCAAUUUGUUUAUGGUUUGCGGAGGUCAUAAAGUUAAAGCACUUAGGGAGAGACUAGCUGACAUCGAUGCUGACAGUAAACAAUUCAACUUUGAGGUUCGUGACGAGGAGAAAGCUUCUAAGACUAUGGUCAGGGAGCAAACUACCUCCUCUGAACCUGAAAUUAUAGUUGGAAGAGAAGGUGAUAAAGUGAUCUCUCAGAACUUUUCUGCUGAAUUCCAACUAUGA